CUCUACGCCGCGCUGCGGUCUCGUAGCUUCUCGUAGCAACUUGCAAACUUUCGAAUUGAACGGCUGUCCAGCGAACCGCGCCGACGACAUCGCAAGUUGAAUUGGAUCAUUAAAAUAUUAAAUCAAAGCCUGGAUCAAGCGGUCUGCGCCCGCGCACGCCGCGCCUCUCCGCGCCACCAUUCCUACGCCGCGAGUCGCUAUGAACGCACGCGUCGCGCGCCUCUACUCUUUAUAAACUCGUUUCGAAAAUAUUCUUGUAUACAGUCGUGAAACUGACAAAUAAUUUAGUGAUUUCUUUUAUAAUCAGUGCAUAAAUUGGAUGAUUUAAUAUUGUUUUAUCAGAGUUUUCUCCAGACGGACAAGUGCAUUGAGUAAGUGUGGAGAAGGCUACAUUCCAAACCGGUGUCGUUCUUUAAUGGACGAGGUGUGUACUACUCUGUGUGUGCUACAGCGAGCGAGGGAAGUGACUGCUGUGUGGUGUUUCAAAACAGUUUCCGUGAACGUACGGCCUCCUUGGAACUGAUAACGGAUAAAUUCACUAAGCAGUUCGCGAGCCAGAAUGUAAUAAGACGACAAAAAGUGGAGUCUAUACAGCGAAACAUGGCUCGCGGAACUCUAAGUGAAAACGAGCGCCAGUGCUUAGAUACGAGCGCAAAAAGUCAACCGGAGCGUCUGCAAGAUGCGGAAAAAACAGGUGACUGCAAAAGUAAUGGCCUGCGAGUUCGCUUCCUGGACGAAGAAGGAAAAACUGAGAGAACCGUCAGCACAGAUGAAGUUGACUACUCUGUCUCUCGCGUGAAGAAGAUUCACAUCUUAAAGAACAGGAGCUCGAGUGAAACGAGUAUACUACUGAGGAAUCCAUCGCUAAUGAAACGUCAUUCCAGCUCUGAAAGACGUUUCAGUGAUGGAAAUACCGACAAUCUGAAUAACAACUCAUUGAGCGAGAAUCUUAAUGGAAGACUGUCCAUUCUGAAGAGCUCUGACAAGACUGACGACACGGAAACCAAAGAUGGAAACCAUUUCAAGAAGCACAGCAAUGUGUACAGCGUCAACCAGGCAAAAACUUUAACGCCUGAGCGAAAGAAGUCAAAUCCUUUGGCGAUGCCCAAAUUGGUCGGUCAUAAAAUGCAUGAGAAUGGUCAGGUCAAGUCUAUUUUGCCCGCUGAAGUGAGUCUUGGUGAUGGGAUUGGUGGUAAAGACUUCACAGCUCGUGCGAUUGGACGAUUGUCCAGAGGAAUCGGGAAGCUAUUGAGGAGGACCAACAGCGUGAGGAUCAGCGACCCAGAUCCUGUCUACAAGGUGGCCUACCUUGGCAACGUGCUCACCGGUUGGGCAAGAGGUGAGAGCUGCAUAGAGAAGCCACUAGCGACGCUCUGGCGCAACUACCAGCAGUCCACCAAGCCCGACGUGGUGAUGAAGCUCUCCGUCACCAACUCCGGCCUCAAGGGCUUCACCAAAGAACACGGCCUCACCGAGUACUGGUCCCAUCGCAUCACCUACUGCGCCAGUCCCCCCCACUACCCGAAACUCUUCUGCUGGGUCUACCGCCACGAGGGCAAGAAGCUCAAGCACGAGCUCCGAUGCCAUGCCGUACUCUGCACCAAAGAAAAUGUAUCAAAGAAAAUCACAGAGGAACUUCAGAUUAAAUUGAAGCAAGCGUUAGUGGAAUUUAAAAAGGACAGAAUCUCUAAACAAAACGCUAGGCUCAGCCUCGCCAACAGUGUUUACGAUAAUCCAAGCAUGCCGAGGAGGAAAAUCCUUCUAAGCGUUGGGUCGACUAACUAUCGACCGCCUCUAGAAAGGUCUAAGUCUGCGCCCAAAUUAGGUGCCAUUGAAGAACUAUGCUCCGAAGAAGAUGAAGAAGAAGCAGAAAUGAAUUCGAAGCAAAGUGUUGAGUCUUGGACGAGAAAAACAAGCGAAGGUAGCAUGGGUGAUGUGUUUUAUAACAGCCACGCUCUCGACAGGCGAAGGCCGGAUAUGAAGUCACCGCGCAAGCUGUCUUGCCCCGAAGGUGUCAUGAGCAGGACCCGAACAGUUUCUGAAGGCAGUUCAGAAACUGUUUCGGACAAAUUGAUCGAACUCCUAGUACAGGAGACUAAAAAGAAUAAAAACGAAAACGAAACUAGUCACGAGAAUAUGGAAUCUAGAUUGGAAGCUAUCGCGGAAUCGAACGAACUGACCGAAGCGGCUGAGAAAAACUUGCAACUGCUGUCUCAAAGUAACUUCCUCGUCACGGACAGCGACGAUGGAUCUGUUUCUUCAGGCUGCGAGACCGCCAGCACGGUCACCUCUGAUACCGAACCAUCCUCGCUUCCCUCGAACUUCCCUCAGGAAGAACAGAAGGACCCCUCCGAAAGUGAAGACGACGCGCCUGUGUUUACCAGGUUGCAGAGUUUUGAGCGCACUCCUAUUAGAGGCAGCAAUAGAAGUUGUUUGAGUGGAAACCAUAAUUCAGCCGCUGAGGAAGUGAAUCAUGUGCCAAUAGGGGAGAAGAAUGCUUUUCGUCGAAGGUCGACGUACCCGCCGUUGGGGAUCGAUCCCAGUAUUCUCAAUUUCGAACCUAUGAUCGAGAACUUGACUGAUGUGGACAGCCUGACCUCCAGCACGGAGACGGAGGUGUUCAAAGGUGCUGGCGACAACGACAGCGCCUGCAGCGACGAGUCGGGGUAUUCUGAACUGAUUGACAAUGGUAAAGAGAGUAUUAUUGGGAACACUAUUAUGGUCUAGAGAAUAUAUUUAUUUAUGCACUCGAACGUAACCACUAAAUUGGGUAGACGCUUAAGUGUUGUGUAGUUUUUCACGUCGUUUUCUAGAAAAUAAGAAAUAACCAUAAAGACUCCCUUGAUGUGCAUUAUUUGUGUUGCUGAAUUUUUAAAAGUGGUUUUAUGGUUUCUGAAAGAUUUCAAUAGAUUUUCUAUUUUCAGCUCCUAGAGCAUUAACAGGUGUACUUUAUACGGAUUUUGAUGUUAAUAUUUCACUCGUAAACUUAUCCGGGUAUAGUGUGGCAAUAACGUACGUGACUAUUGCAACUGUAUAUACAUUGGAUUAAUAUAUUAAAGGCACACUCGUAGCUUAAAUUUACGGAAAUACUUAUACUAAUUUGUAAAUAACAGGGUACAUAAUGUACUUGAUCCAGUUGACGUAUUAUUAUUUUAGGUGUUUGUAAAUAACUAGUUUAAAAGCCUAUGUGAAAUUUGAAAGAGAUUUUAUUGUAUAUAUUGUUUGCUACAUUUGGUGUCCGUCAAAAUGGUUAGUCAAAUAUAUGGAUAUGGAUAUCAUCAUCAAUACAAAACACUAUUAGUUUUGCAUAAAAUAUGGGUUAAAGUAACAAAUUUUAAGUUGUAUCAAUCAUAUAAAAUCUGCCUGAAAAAUAUUACAUAUUUAAAAUUAUCACAAUCCUAGAUAAUUCUUAAUUAUUUUACGAUUAGCUAUCUCCUUUUAGGCACCCAAGUAUUAAAUAAGAGCGAGAUGCACAAGUCGAUAAGGUGAUUAACUAAUUUUAUCUAAUGACAUACUACCUACGCUGUCUGCUUCAAUUUUGUGUAAAUUUAUUUAUUGUUGAAAAUAAUGAGAUUUUUCUAAAAUCAACUUGGUUUGGGCUAAUUGAAUGUGAGGUCCAAAACAAAAAUAAAAAUAAAAUGAUACGUAUUUGUCAACAGAUUAGAAAAAUGUCAACUCAUUGCCAAUAAAACAUAACCAAUGACAACAGAACAUAAUGGCUGAUCUUUAAGUCAUGGAAUUAGUAGGUACUCCGUACAACUUACAAACACCAUGGUUUAAGUAAACUCGACGUGUAACCUUUUUGACAAAUAAAUCGUUAGUAAAUAUGAUUGAAGCAUUUUGUAUAAAUAUCAUUUAACUAUCAACCAACCAUUUUGACGGCCAUAUUGUUGCCCCUUUGUUGGUAUUUAUUAGUUGGUCUGCUGGUACUUACAUUCCACGUCGCUUCAUCAGGCCACCGCCAAUGUUGUAGAAGAUAUUUUUCAAUAAAAAGUAGAAUCAUU
Molecule: messenger RNA, 4004 nt
Organism: Plodia interpunctella (Indianmeal moth)
Lineage: Eukaryota; Metazoa; Arthropoda; Insecta; Lepidoptera; Pyralidae
Exons: 3
Coding region: 601-2727 (708 amino acids)
Source: RefSeq, a predicted model, not a curated record